UUGAAUGCAAUAUAUUCAUGGAAGGUUAAAAAACGUCACUAAUACACCUAGUUAGAUGAAAACGGCAGACUUUAUAUUUUUUGUUGGUCACGUCAUCCUCAAAAAGACGAAAAAGUCAAAACAGCCCCUUUUCUUAGAUUUCUCAUGUUUUGGCUUUCACCAAGGUCACUGUGAUCCAUUUGAACCAUUUGAACUGUGCGAAACUAUUUCGAAUUUAUGUAUGACCUUGGUUUUCAUGAGUUCCGUAGAUGAGCAGAAAUUUCCAGACCGGGGUUUUGAAUCGCCAGAAUACGUUGAGGACGAUGAAUAUUCCGACUUUGUUCAGACUUAUGAGUCAGUACUUCAGAGAAGAGUUUCUCGUUGGGAAAAGUAUUUCUCUACCCUUCCACCCAAAAAGAGUGCGAGAUUUAAAAGGUUUUGUCGGAAGGGAAUACCGGAUCACAUUCGCCCAACAGUUUGGAUGCAUCUUUCUGGAGCUUAUGAACGAAUGGAAGCUAAUCCAGAUGCCUACCAAAUAGCUGUUUCCAAAGUACCCCCAACACAUAUUUGGAAUGUUAUCUUGGCUGAUGUUCCCCGUACCUUUCCAGAAAACAAACAUUUUCAAGAUCCAGAUGGCCCCAGUAGUAAGCUGGUAUCGUUAAAAAGAGUAUUGUCUGCCUUUGCAGUUCAUUUUCCAAAGAUCGGUUAUUGCCAAGGUAUGAAUUAUAUAGCAGCUGUACUCCUACUCGUUCUUGAUUGUCCACCAAAUGAGAGAGAAGUAAAAGCGUUUUGGUUGUUGGAUGCAUUGAUUAAUCACAUUUUACCAAAAUACUAUUCUUCUGAUAUGUUAGCUGUACGUGUUGACUGUAUGGUAUUCAAUCAGUUGUUGAAAGAUAAAAUUCCCACAGUUCAUAAAAUAAUCAUGAAUUCAGGUAUCACUUGUACAUUACUUGCAACAAAAUGGUUUAUAUGCUUAUUUGCUGAUGUAUUGCCAAUUGAGACAACAAUUCGUGUUUUCGACUGUUUAUUCUAUGAAGGGGAUAAAGUACUCUUUCGUGUAUGUCUAUCAUUGGUCAGAUUACAUUAUAAAGAUUUAAUUCAAUGCAAUGAAUUUCCUAUCCUGAUUACAGCAUUUCGUAACAUGUGCAAAGAUAAACAAACACUAUACUGUCACCAGUUUAUUGAAUCAAUGUUUCGUUCACAUGGUUCAUUGCCCAAAUCAAAAAUUGCUAAACUUCGUAAUCAAUUUACACAACAAAUAGAAAAUGAUACUGGUGAUCCAGAAUAAUUAGCAUGUAUUAUUCCUAUCUAUUCCCACUCUUGUCAAUGAUAUACUUUCGACUUGUUCAAUAUGUGCUUUAAACUCAAUUCAUUCUAAUGGUGGAUUGAUCUUGUUUGAAAUAAGUUCAUAUUAGAAAUCAAUAUUGUUGUUGAUCAGUAAAUGAGACGAUCGACAGUUUAUAUUUUAAUGAAAUUAUCUCUAUUGUCAAUGUUACAUUAUAAUUCCAUUGUAUUAAAGAAUAAUGAUAGUGAUAUACACACAAAUUUUGAUGAUUAUUCAAUAUAAGUAGUAUUACAAAACUGUUUAUCAUUUUUCGUUUAUUUGUUUGUUUGUUUUCAUGUCAAUAUGAUUUGCAUAUAGAAUUCAAAUUUGUUUUUAUUGAAAUAUUCUAUUUCUAAUGUUUACUACCUCUUGCUAAAGCAAUGGACUAAUUGAAUUUGUCUUGACAGAUGACUUUGUUGUUUUUGCUUUUAAAAGAUUAUGAAGUGUUGAAGACUGAGUACAUUAGUCUAUGAACAAUUCUUCAUGGAUGUGUUUGUUUUUUUUUCUUUUUCGCCAAAAAAAAAUGACAUUGAAGCGGGUGAUGAACGACAACAAGUAAAAGAAGAAGAAGAAGAGUACAUAUUUUUAUGUUAUCGUUUAUUUGUACGUUUUUGUUUACUUUAUGUACAACCAGUAUUUUAAUUGAUGAUGUCUUUCAAUGAUAGUCAAUUAUCUUUUUGUUCUCUUUUCUUUUCUUUGUUUCUAUGAGAUGAUCUCUUCAUUAAGUUAUUUAUAUUAUCAUUCUCUUAUAUUAUGAUAUAAUAUACAAAAUAUAAUAGAUCUUAAUAUUGAUUUAUUUUAAUAAAAAUGUUUAUCAUGUGCCUUCAAUAAAACUAUUAUUUAUUUCUAGAUAAUUUGAUUAUUAUGUGUGAACGGUUCCGUUUCUGUGUGCUGGUUAUGGUAGAUUGUUUUGUGUGUGUGUGUGUGUGUAUCUGUUGCAUUGUGAAAACUCAUAAAUCCUAUGUAUUAUCCGCUUUAUUGAAAUACGCUUUUAUUUAUAUUAAUACUAUUACUGCUAAUAAUCAUGAUAAUACAAUGCAUAUGUAUAUUGUGCAAUAAAUUUUGUUGAUCUGACUUGAGUUUUAUUCUUUGGAUUAAUUAUUCAUGUCUACGUCACUUAUCGUAGUUACAUUAACUUUUUUUAACUUCCUUUAAAUGUUGAAUUAGAGUAUUCAUUCAUACAUACUUAUCAUCCACUUCACCUCUUUUAACCAUAUUCUGAAUCCUUAGUCUUUCUCAUUGUCAUUUUAUCUUUUUGAGCUAUCAUGAUUUAAAAACUUUAGUUUUGUCACAUUUUUGUGCCGUGAUCUACAUAGAUGAUAACCUAGAAUGAUGAUCCCGACCGUUGUUGUCACCUAGACGUGGUGGUCGGGCUUGCCUAUCGUGAUGAGUCAACCGACCUAUACUGGCUAAAACAGUCGUUCCUCAAGGUCAUACCAUGCC
Molecule: messenger RNA, 2746 nt
Organism: Schistosoma bovis
Lineage: Eukaryota; Metazoa; Platyhelminthes; Trematoda; Strigeidida; Schistosomatidae
Source: the annotation of a GenBank genome assembly